UGGCAUGUGACCUCCCCUCUGCUCCUGAGUCUCUUACUCCCAUCAUCCAAACCGUCUUUCUGUUCACCCUCUUGGUCCUUGCAGCAGGCUCCAGCCAGGUUGCUUCUUGCUGCACAGACAAGGCUGAAGUGUUCAGACCGACGAACCAUGGAACCCAAAGAAAUAUUUGCUGUGCCCAGUGGCCUCUCCAACCUCAAAUACACAACAGUGCAUGAGACUGGAGCUUCAUGGGGGCUUGAACUUGUCCCCAGAAGAGCUGUAGUUCUCUGUAACCGCUGUCACAACCAUGGCGUCAUUUCCCAAAUCAUGGGCCAGGAGCAUAUCUGCCCCUUCCAAACCUGCCAGUGUCACAAUUGUGUCUUCUUCUCGGAGCACCAGAAGGCCUUUCCUGCAGUGACUACCUCGACUAGGGAGCAGGGGGCACAGCAAAAGAAGCAUCCUGCUCUUGGACUGAACAAAAGCAUGACUAUUGCUCCUGGGGUGCCCGUCUACAUCAAUAAUAUGGCCAUGGGAGCAGGAAUCCACACUGGAAAGGUGAACAUCAUACCCCAGCCACAGGCCUACCCUUGCUACAUCUCCAAUCAGGGAGCACUCUCAGGGGUGCUGCUCUUCAGCCAGUCUUCAGAACCUACAUUUCUUCCCUGCACUCCAGUGACCACGGAACCACAACUGGUAUUUACUAUUUCCGGACAGCCCCAAGGGCCCCCUAUCCUGCCUGCCACGUCCUCAAGUUUUAUCGUUCAGUCCUGUGCCACUCUUGACCCUCUUCUGCAACCACAGGUCCCCAAAGCCUCUGAGCAGGCAUUGGUUGUUGCCUCUGAGUGGGAGCGAAGGCUGGAGGCUGCUGAAGCACUGCUGGCUCUGAGAGACUCUAUCCCAACACCACCUGACCCUAGGCCUUUGGCACAGCCCUGUGGCCUACCAGCUGGAAAGGUGAACAUCAUACCCCAGCCACAGGCCUACCCUUGCUACAUCUCCAAUCAGGAGACACCCCCAGAGGGACUGCUCUUCAUCCAACCCCCAGAACCUACAUUUCUGCCCUGCACUCCUGUGACCACUGGGCCACAACUGGUAUUUGCUAUUUCUGGACAACCCCAAAGGCCUCUCUUGCCUGGCACAUGCUCCAAUCUGAUCCUUCAGCCCUGUGCCACCGUUGACACUCUUCAACUGCAGCCACAGGUCCCCAAAGCCUCUGAACAGGCAUUGGUUGCUGCCUCUGAGUGGCAGCAAAAACUGGAAGCUGCUAAGGCGCUGCUGGCUCUGAGAAACUCGCGCCCAACAUCAACUGACAACUUGCCUUAGGCCCAGCCCUGAGGCCUAUCAGCUCCUGCUGGAGAUAGAACACUCCAGCUAUCUGUUCCUUCUCUGUGCCCCAGGCCUGCAACCUCCAACUCAAUGUCUUUUGGACAUCUGGCCUGCAUCUCUCUAUGAGUAGGACCCCAGAGGAUUAGGCAAGUCUAGAGCACUGCCUACUGGAUAUCCUGUUUUUAAUUGCACAAUGGCCAGUGCUACUCAUGCUGAACAUUAAUAGUUAGAACAUUCAGAUAUUUUAUAAACUUGCAGAUCAUUAUUAAUAUGUGGAAUAUUCUUUGAUUGAGGUUGGAUACCAUUGUACCAUCCCUACUGCUAUGGAUACUUGGAUCCUUUGUAUAUCUUUGAUUAAAAACAGAAUUAUAUGCCCUAACCAGAUGGAUCUGUCAUUGGGGUUUGCAAUUAGUUAAUAUGCCAGUUUGUUUAUUUUUCUUGAAACUGGAGACAUACUCUGUACACUCACAUCUGUAUUCAAGCGUGUGUAAACAUGAUGCUGGCUUACUUUGUGUCUAGGUUUGUGUGCAUGAACAGGUAAUAAACUUAUGUUGUAAGGCAUGGAGAUGUAUGGAUCUUUGUUAACCACACCAGAACCAAGAUGAUCUUGACUGUAACACACUUGUUCAACCCACAAUUCAAAAUAUUUAUAAUAUUUCCUAAUAAAUGGGAUAUUUUUAGCAAGGCUAGAUAAGAAGAGGGUAGAGGAAAAAGAUGGGACAUUGAUUCACUGUAUAAUCAAGUUCCUUUCCUUCUCUGUCAUAGCCUGUUUUCAGUUAUUCAGAAGGCUAGGAAUGAUGAUGACCACAGGAUCAAGCAGAUCACGUUAAAGCAGGCCCUACUGGGUAUGGACAACUGGCAGUGCAUGCUCUCCCUAAAAAGGCAGUCGCUUCUUGGUUCAAGAAAUUUAUUGUCAUGCAAUUAUGUGGGCACAUUGUUAGUAAUGCUGUUUUUUUAAAAGAUUUAUUUUAUUUAUUUGAGACAGAGUUACAGAGAGAGGUAGAGACAGAGAGAGAGGUCCUCCAUCCACUGGCCCACUCCCCAAAUGGCCGCAACGGCUGGAGCUGUGCCGAUCGGAAGCCAGGAGCCAGGAGAUUCUUCCAGGUCUCCCAUGUGGGUACAGGGGCCCACGUACUUGGGCCAUCCUCCACUACUCUUCCAGGCCAUAGCAGAGAGCUGGAUUGGAAGAGGAGCAGCCAGGACCAGAACUGAAGCCCAAAUGGGAUGCCAGCACUUCAGGCCAAGGCUUUAACCCGCUGCACCACAGCGCCAGCCCCAGUAAUGCUGUUUUACAAGACAAUCUGGAUUCUGGAUUUCCACAUAAAUUUACUCUAUUUUUCAUUGUUGGUUGAACUGUUUACAUUCAGCACUCUUUGUGAGUGAAACCAAACAUCAAAGUAAGAUAUCUCUGGCAAACAGCAUGCCAAUUCACUUUGGGUCUAAAGUGAAUUGCAUGGUUAGGGAAGCUGGGACCAGUAAAGAUCAGAAAAAUCAAAGAGGGGUAAUGAGUCCCACCAGCUCCUACUUUGAAGCACUCAUGCAGUAUGAGGAAGGGUUGCUGUUUUUUGUGUAGUUGUACUCCCUCUAUGCUAAGCACAUAGAUGGAACCUCUCCUAGUAAAGUGUCAUUCUUACCAUCUUAUCUAUGGGGAAGCACACUCAAGGAAUGAGAAACACUUUUACCCAUGGUUUCAGGAGAAUUUAUGGUUAAGGAUCAGGAAAAACUCCAUUUUCUUUGCUAGCAACUAAACAGCUAGUAAUUAUUUGCAUAAUAGAUCAUUGAACAAAGCUUCAAAAAUCACGACAGCAGACAGAAGUCAGCAGAUUUUUGUGGCGGUAUGUAGGUCCUUCAUUUCCACUUCAUUGUAUCUAUCUGUAGUAAUCAACCAGAUAUUCCAGGCUAGUCCUUGCUUCUUAGUCUUUAGCAGGAGUUAUAAACAUGCAAAGCACCAGAAAUACCCACCAGACAGCCAGAAAGUCAACUGGACAUGUCUGGAUAGAUGUUUAUCCCCACACUGUAACCCUCGUUCUUCCUUCUUUCUCUUUUUAUCCAAGAUGAUGGUAGUGCUGACAUUCAAUGUCACUUUGUACUUACUUUUCUGAGAUAUUGAGCCAUCAGAGUUCUCAAACUUCUCUCUGAUAGCAGAGAAGUCGACAUUGACAGAGCCCACUGCCUGUGGGUGCUUCACCAGGCAGUUUGAGUCCCAGAGCCUGUGGUAUGUUGGGAAGCCAGGGGCACCUGAUGGGUGCCCAGUACCCUGUCAAUCCUGCUAUCAAGACUCAAAGUCAGUGGGGACCAUGGAUUUUUCCCUCUGGUAGAAUCUGUGGAUCACAUAUGUACACAAAAGCCUCUGGUCGAUUGUUGCCUUCUCCCUGUCAGUUGCACCAGAGCUACUGCCACCAUUACUGCUGAGAAGAUGCCAUCUUGUCUCAGCCAGAUGCUGUGCACACACAAAAGUGCUUCAGCAGCUGCUGCUUAUGCCCAAAAUGGCAUGACACCUGCCCUCUUUCAGCCGGUUGUUGGGCAUUGUUAUGAGGGGAUGGUGAGAGAAACAUGCCCCCCUUUUUUGACUGGCUCCAUGGAUACCCUCUCCCACUUAAGGCUCCAGGCUGGACUCACGACACACUCUCCCAGUGACUAUAUCAGCAGUGGCAGGGGUUGCUGCAGUCUAAUCUCACCUCAGUCUCUGAGGCUGGUGUUUUCUUGGGCUUUUGGCUGCUGAAGUCAUGUGUGAUGUCUGUGUAUAUCUGCACCUUGCACACAGAUCCAUGAUGUUCCCCUUCCUUCCAUAGAAUUUCCAUUGUGGUUUUCUCUCUAACUCUGCCCCUGAGAAUGUACUUCCUACAAGUUUUUAAACUACUUAUCCCUAGCCUAGCAAAGUACACCAUUCCCUAUUCUACCAUCUUGGAAAAUCGAAGGAGACUUCUUUCAAAAUAGGUCUCACUAACUGUUCCUGGUUAUGUAGAACUACUACUGAUGAUGUCUGUCCAAGAAUAGCCUAUAGUGUAUGACAAUGUAUAAAUUAUUAAUACAAAUGUAAUGAUCUGUACAAAUAUUGAGCAGAAGGAAAGUCAAAGGUAUUUAAAAAUCUCCAGUGAAGGAAAAAAAUACAGGGCAGGUAUUCUCACCUAUGAAGUUAAUAUGAAUGACAACUUUGCAACUGUAAAUUAUAAAUAUACAUUAAUGGGUGUACAAUACAUAAGGACAUAAACUGUGACAUUGAUAAGAUUUAUGCAGAUGGAGCUGCUAAUUUGUAGACUUUUGCUAUGCAAAGAAAAUGUUUGUUAUUAGUUUCAAAGAGAAGGCCACAAAAAGUGUUAUAUGCAAUGGCUAUCUUUGUGCCAGUGGAAAUAGCUGCAGAUUACACACAAAUGAAAGUGAUGAAGGAAACAAUUCUGAUUACUGGAAACACUGGUCAUGGAAAGUGCAGGUACAGAGGGAUGAACACAAGGUGAGCCAUGAAGCAGAGAGAAAACUAGGCCAAACUUGAUCUCAAACAAUCAUCAACCCUGCGAUGAGUGCUCCUUCAGCAGAUAUCUAGAGGUGUGUGUUGGGUGGAUCCAAGGGGCUCUAUCCAGGGCUUGAGGGUGGGACAAGAGUCCAGAAUGACAGCCCAGUUGUACAUGGCAGAUCUCUAAUCAGCAUGGGGGAGGGUAUGAUGACUGGGCCACUAGAGUGCCCUCAUCCUGAUGCAGCCCUAGGAGAUAGAUUGGCUCUGUGACACUGCUACCAAACAUGAUGUACUCAAGCCAUCUGGUGAAUCUGCAGUUCUUUCUCUGAUGGUGCAAGUAUUCUGGCCACAGACUAAUCAGGACAGAUCAGGGAGUAAGUACAUAGUUUAUGUGGUGCAUUGUCCAGCAGGACAUGCCCACAGUGAAACCUUACCCUUACACGGCCAAUACAGCAAAGGACAUGAAUCCACUGUCACAUUGUAGUUUCCAUUGUGCCACUUAUGGUGCUCUUUUCCUUUAAUCUGCAAAACCAAAGAUAGUCUCCAACACUUAUGAACCACCAUCAGAUAAAACCUCUAGACACAGAACUACUGGCCUGCCACCUAAAAGUUGUACCCAACCUUGCCCCUAUGAAAGCUCUGUACAUCCCCAGGCCCCAGUUUUCCUCCAGUGAAUACUAAUGGAUUCUCUGGAUAAGAAGAAGCUGAGUUAAGAUGUCUUCUCAUGGGGGAGCACCAGAUGGAAGUGCUGAUCAAAAAGGUAGACAGAGCGAAGUAAGUGCUCAAAACAAUGGGGUCUUGUUCCCUGAGAUUCUCAGAGGUAUCUGGUAUCAUGCAUGGCAUCUGGGGAUGCUCUGUGAGGGAUGAGACUCUGCAUGGUCAUAUUCCAGUCUGACUGGGUGACUUAGAUACUUCACUUGCUGGGAAAUGAUACCAGGGUUAAACACAGAUAUUGAUCCUGGUGGCUAACUCAAAUGUGAUCCCAAAGAGGCCAUAUACAAGGUGCUGCACAUGUUGCAGGUUCCCCCCACCCCACCAGGUAGCCACACUUAUCCUCCAGGCAGCUGCAGGCCCUCACCAAUAGGUGUUUUGUGCAGAAGUACCUAAAAUAAUUGAGUGCUAUUGAAACUCUAUUCACAGUUUCUUUACGGUCAGUUAACCUGUAAGCAAGGGUUAUCCUGUG
Oryctolagus cuniculus (rabbit) is the source of this 5939-nucleotide messenger RNA. RefSeq names its product doublesex- and mab-3-related transcription factor C1. Gene Ontology annotation, cellular component: nucleus. The record is from RefSeq and is a predicted model, not a curated record. NCBI's taxonomy places the organism in Eukaryota, Metazoa, Chordata, Mammalia, Lagomorpha, Leporidae. Gene Ontology annotation, biological process: regulation of DNA-templated transcription. Gene Ontology annotation, molecular function: sequence-specific DNA binding.